Molecule: messenger RNA, 1086 nt
Organism: Paraphaeosphaeria sporulosa
Lineage: Eukaryota; Fungi; Ascomycota; Dothideomycetes; Pleosporales; Didymosphaeriaceae
Product: undecaprenyl diphosphate synthase family protein-like protein
Exons: 3
Coding region: 1-1086 (361 amino acids)
Cellular component (GO): endoplasmic reticulum; lipid droplet; dehydrodolichyl diphosphate synthase complex
Molecular function (GO): ditrans,polycis-polyprenyl diphosphate synthase [(2E,6E)-farnesyl diphosphate specific] activity
Source: RefSeq, a predicted model, not a curated record
AUGGCGUCCAUCCACAAGCAUGGCAUAUCCAGAUGGAUUGCAUACUCGCCACCGGUCGCCUGGACUGUCCGUCAGCUGCGCGAGCUUCUCAUCGGUGCUCUUAGACAGGGUCCCAUACCCCAGCAUGUCGCGUUUGUGAUGGACGGCAACAGACGCUUCGCUCGCGAGCACCAUAUUGAGACUGUAGAGGGGCACAACAUGGGAUUUGAAGCCCUCGCUCGUAUCUUGGAAGUUUGCUACAAGGCCGGCGUCAAAGUCGUUACCAUCUAUGCGUUUAGCAUUGAGAAUUUCAAACGCUCGAAGCAUGAAGUAGACGCUCUCAUGGAACUAGCGAAGCUCAAACUCGUGCAGCUGGCAGAACACGGAGCCCUGCUCGACCGUUACGGUGCAUCCAUCCGCAUUUUAGGGAACCGCGAACUGGUGAAGCCGGAUGUGAUCGAAGCGAUCGACAGGGCAGUCUCCAUUACCGCACACAACAAAAGGGCGAUAUUAAAUGUUUGCUUUCCGUAUACCUCGCGCGACGAAAUCACGACAGCCAUCAAAUCGACAGUGGAGCAAUACAGCACGCCCCUAGAUAGCCUCCAGACACCAUCGAAACGAACCUUUUCAGAAUCGCACAUCACCCAGCAAAUUCGUAAGCAAAUGUUGGAAGAGGAUACAGAUGGCAACUCCGCACCGCAGGAGUCUCGAUCCACGUCUCCUUCUUCUCUCAAAGAUGCCAAGUCAGUAGAAGGCGGUCGUUCCUCGUCGGCUACAACUGCUAUUAAUUCCUCGGACAAGGAUGAGAGCUAUACGACAGCGCCAUCCUAUCCGGAUCCCGAAACGAUAACGGCGGAAACCCUAGACGAACACAUGCUGACUGCUGGCGCACCGCCACUGGACUUAUUGAUUCGAACCUCCGGAGUGGAACGCCUGAGCGACUUCAUGUUGUGGCAAUGCCAUGAGAACACUUCGAUUGUAUUUCUCAAGUGUCUCUGGCCAGAGUUUGAUUUAUGGCAAUUUCUGCCGGUCUUGGUGGAAUGGCAGUGGCAGAAGAAGAAGUCACAGGAGCAGCAAAAAUCUCGUGCGCUUUCCAAAGCAGAAUGA